UCUGGUUCUCGGGUCAGGAGGUUCUCUGAGGUAGACACACUCGGUGAACUGAGAGCUGGUUCUGGUCGUUACUUACAAGUUGGUAGAAGAUUGGAGUGUGACUGAAUCCAACUCCUCGGUGUUUCCAGCCUUUUCCACUUUCUAUCGCGGCUUCAAAUACCCGAUGAAGGAGCAGCGCUUCGAAAGUUCGUGGUUUCACGUAAACCUGUUGGUAAAUACAGUGGUACCGGGACUGCAGAGAACAACAGGAGGAAGUCUUUCAGGCCCUCCAGCCUGUUUCACAAUUCGGCACCUAAACAUCCCUGUCAUCACAUUUCACCGCAGCUUUUGAUCCUGCUUACCAACCAGAGUCUGUCUCAACAUUUAGUUCCAGAAGAGUACUAGAACAAAGCUUCAAGAUCAACUGUCUUUUUAUCAUGUUGCCACCACAUUGUGACAUGGAAAAACGAGCUCUUUUUUCAGGAAAUGAAGGAUCAGGACUCAUUGGACUUAAAUCUGUGAUUAAACGAAGAGUACAUGCAAUUGCUACUUUUAAAAUUGGGGCCAUUCUGCUUGCUAUUGUUCUAGUUAGUGUAAUUGCCUGCUAUAAUUACUCUGUACCAGAUUUUUUAGUAACUUCUAGAUCUAUUACCAUGAACAGAACUACACUAGAUCUAUUGUGGCAAUCUCUAAAUUAUGAAAAUAGGUCAGCAGCCUCAGAAAUGAUGAACAAAAUAUCAUUCAAUAAGAGUCAUUACAGCCACUGUCAGUGUGAUGUUGAUUACAUCAAUAGGUUAGAUUGUGCUUUCAAUGAAGUGAUUGACAUGAAGAAAUGCCAGGCACGUGGCUGUUGUUGGAAUCCAAAUGCCAGUACAGGUACCCCACACUGUUUCUUGCCAUCAAACUAUCCUUCUUACAACAUGGAUUAUCUUUCUCCAACCAGUACUGGCUACAAGGCCACACUGAGCCGCAAUGAGAAGACUUUGUUCCCGAAUGACAUAAUGGCACUUGAGCUGAAUGUAAUCUAUGAGACAGCAGGCAGACUUCAUUUUACUAUUAAGGAUCCAAGAAACAAACGUUAUGAGGUUCCUAUUGAUGUUCCUAAUGACAUUGAAAAGCCUUCAACUGAACUCUACACAGUUAGGUUUUCAUCCAGACCUUUUGGCAUCAUUGUACAAAGGAAAUCAAAUGCCCUUGUUCUCCUGAACACAACAGUGGGGCCGUUGUUUUAUGCUGAUCAGUUUCUGCAGAUCUCUACCUCCCUGGCCUCAAAGUACAUCUCUGGUCUGGGAGAGCACAUGACAAACCUGAUCCUCGAUCUUAAUUGGACUCGAUUAACUCACUGGAACAGAGAUCAAGGACCUCAUCCAAAUGCCAAUUUAUAUGGCUCACACCCUUUCUACUUGGUGAUGGAAGAGGAUGGAAAAGCUCAUGGUGUUUUCCUGUUCAACAGUAAUGCCAAGGAUGUAUUACUUCAGCCAACCCCGGCUCUGACCUGGAGAACCAUUGGCGGAAUCCUUGAUUUUUAUGUUUUCUUGGGUCCAGAUCCAAAAACAGUGAUAAGGCAGUACAUGGAUGUUAUUGGUUAUCCAAUAAUGCCUCCAUAUUGGAGUCUGGGAUUCCAUCUAUGUCGGUGGGGUUACUGGAGUACUAACAUUACUCGGCAGGUUGUUGCGAAUAUGUCUCGAGCCAAUAUGCCUCAGGAUGUGCAGUGGAAUGAUCUGGAUUAUAUGGACCAGAAAAAGGACUUCACUUACAACCUGCAGUACUUCGCAGACUACCCACAGAUGGUGAAAGAAUUUCACAAAAAGGGAUUGAAAUAUGUAAUGAUUGUGGAUCCAGGUAUCAGCAGUACACAGACAAAAGGAACAUAUAAGCCAUAUGAUGAUGGUGCAAAGAGAGGCGUUUUCAUUAAAAAUGAAACUGGCCAACCAUUAAUAGGAAAGGUUUGGCCUGGUCCAACUGCCUUUCCAGAUUUUACAAACCCAGACACUCAUUCCUGGUGGUACGAGAACAUCAAAGAAUUUCAUGAUAAAGUGUCAUUUGAUGGCAUGUGGAUUGAUAUGAAUGAACCAUCCAAUUUUGUUUCUGGAGCAAUUAGUGGCUGUCCGAAUAACAGUUUAGAAAAUCCUCCUUACGUACCAGGUGUGACUGGAGGAAAUCUGAGAUCUCGCACAGUGUGUAUGUCUGGAAAACAAUAUUUGUCAUCCCAUUAUAACCUACACAACCUUUAUGGGUUGACUGAGGCCAUUGCUUCUCAUAAUGCUUUGAUCAAGGUGAUUGGAAAACGUCCAUUUGUGAUUUCAAGGUCCACGUUUCCAAGUCAUGGUCGUUAUGCUGGCCACUGGACUGGAGACAUUGCAAGUGGCUGGAAAGAUAUGCAUUAUACUAUCCCAGCAAUAAUGCUGUUUAACAUGUUUGGAGUUCCCCUUGUUGGAGCAGAUGUCUGUGGUUUUCAUUGGACCACCACUGAAGAACUCUGUGUGCGCUGGAUGCAACUUGGAUCAUUCUACCCCUUUAUGCGGAAUCACAAUGACUGGAAACAACCGUCUCAGGAGCCAUAUGUCUUCAGUGAGUCCGCACAAUCAGCAAUGCGAAAAGCUCUCUUCUUGCGAUACAUGUUGUUGCCUUUCCUCUACACACUUUUUCACAGAGCUCACUCAGCUGGAGAAAUGGUUGUCCGGCCAUUGUCAUUUGAAUUCCCUCAAGAUCCAAACACUCCAAGCAUUGAUCGUCAGUUCAUGUGGGGUGAGACACUCCUCAUCACUCCAGUAUUGGAACCUAAAGCAUUGGAAGUGUCCGGCUACUUUCCUCCAACAACAUGGUACAAGCUGUAUGAUGGUUCUGUUAUCCAUAGCAAAGGUCAGUACAUAAUACUGCAGGCGCCAUUGGAUACUAUUAAUGUCCAUAUACGAGGAGGAUGCAUUUUACCUACACAGGAACCCAACACUACAACUGCUGCCUCUCGUAGGAACCCAUUUAGUCUGAUUGUGGCACUUUCUGAUCAAGGAAUUGCUAGAGGAGAACUCUUCUGGGAUGAUGGUGAUAGUCUGCUGAGUUAUGAAAAUGGUGAUUAUACAGAAAUUAUCUUUCUGGCAAAAAAUAAUGUGCUGUUCAGUGAAAUAAUCCAUUUGAAUAGCCAGAUAGACGGCCUUAAAUUGGAUAGUGUCAUGGUGUUUGGAGUUCCGUCAGCCCCACAGAAAGUUUCUGUUAAUGGAUUCUGGAUGUCUGACUUCUCUUACAGAACAGACACAAAGGUAUUAAAUUUGCAGAAUCUGUCUAUUCUAUUAAAAGAACAGUUCACAAUUGCUUGGGUCUGAAGUGAAGCAGAACCUGCACCUAUCAAGAAACCUACCAGAACAGAACAGACAAUAAUCAUAAACCAAUGAUACUACUGACAAUCGUUAAAAGGAAUAUUUAUGGAUUGUGUUUCAUAGUUGGACAAAAAUUACUGCCCGUCAUUUGAACUUGAAUUAAGGAAACAAAGAUUUAUUGUGCUUGGACAUGGUACCAAUUGCAACUUGUAACUUAAUUUGGGGGGGUUCAAAUGGGAGAAAGGAAUCUAUACUUGAGAUAUCUCCCCCUUUGUGGCAUUCAUGGCAUUAAACAAAGCUUCAAAGGAAAUUGAAGAACAUUGUACUCUGUCACAGAGGAGCUCGGAAGCAUUGCUGUAGUUUUUGGGACCUCUCUGUUUAUGGUACAAACUUUAUUCCUUACAGAAUUCAUAGUCGCAGAAAGGGGGUCCAUGGUAGAUUGCGGGUAACCAGGAAAUGAAGAAUAAAGUUAUUUUUCUUACUCCUCAAAAUGUCAUUUGACCUAAUCAGUAUUUUAUAUUGUAACAGCAUUGUGUUUUCCAAAUUGCCCUUUACGUGGAAAUUGCAAAUUUUUAAUAGAAAAGCAGAAACUCUCACCUAGCUUCAUAAGAGUUGAUUAAUGCAAGAGACUUGUUUAAUUGAGAGAUGGUCAGAUUACAACAAUUAAAAAUUAUGCAUUUUAUGCAACUGCA
Messenger RNA from Chiloscyllium plagiosum (whitespotted bambooshark), 3985 nucleotides. Its product is annotated as lysosomal alpha-glucosidase. The record is from RefSeq and is a predicted model, not a curated record. Gene Ontology annotation, molecular function: alpha-1,4-glucosidase activity; carbohydrate binding. Gene Ontology annotation, cellular component: lysosomal membrane. Gene Ontology annotation, biological process: glycogen catabolic process; lysosome organization. Lineage: Eukaryota; Metazoa; Chordata; Chondrichthyes; Orectolobiformes; Hemiscylliidae.